This is a messenger RNA of Nilaparvata lugens (brown planthopper), 2635 nucleotides long. RefSeq names its product 2-hydroxyacyl-CoA lyase 1 (gene Hacl). Gene Ontology annotation, biological process: fatty acid alpha-oxidation. Bases 323 to 2029 code for a protein of 568 amino acids. Gene Ontology annotation, cellular component: peroxisome. Lineage: Eukaryota; Metazoa; Arthropoda; Insecta; Hemiptera; Delphacidae. Gene Ontology annotation, molecular function: catalytic activity; magnesium ion binding; thiamine pyrophosphate binding. The record is from RefSeq and is a predicted model, not a curated record. The transcript is spliced from 12 exons.
AAGAAUUUUGAUUUGAUCCAAAGAUUCCAAACAAAAACAUGCGAGUCAUUCAGUCUCUUCAGUCAUAAUAAUUCAUGAAAAAGGACAUUUUAUUAUAGGCAUAGUUUAAUGUGAAACAAUAUUGAGUAACCUAUUAUGAAAACUUGUGAAUCGUAAAACUUUUCUUGUACAUAUAGGCUAGCUUUUUGUUUUGUCCGUGUACGGUAAUGUAAUAAAUUCUUACUUAUGCAAAACUCUUACACAAAACGUUAAUUUCUAUUGUUGCAUAGUUGGUGAGAUAUUGGUUUUUGUUGAAUUUAUAGAAAUUGUUAAUAUUAUCAUUAUGGAUGGAAAUACUGUUUUAGUGGAGAAUCUCAAAUUGCAGGGGAUCGAAUAUGUGUUUGGGAUUGUUGGGAUUCCAGUGGUGGAACUUGGAAUGGCGAUUCAACAAGCUGGUAUGAAGUUCAUUGCCAUGAGAAACGAGCAAGCGGCCUGUUAUGCCGCUCAAGCGAUUGGCUAUCUGACCCGUAAACCAGCCGUUUGUCUUGUUGUCUCUGGACCUGGACUGUUGCAUUGCUUUGGGGGAAUGGCUAACGCACAAGUCAAUGGAUGGCCGCUGAUAGUAAUUGGUGGCUCUUGUCCUGAGGAUCACGAAGGCUUGGGAGGAUUUCAGGAAUGUCCACAGGUUGAGUUGAGCCGUCCCUACUGCAAGUAUGCAGCCAGGCCUGCCAGUGCGGCUCUCAUUCCACAGCAUGUCGAAAAAGCAUUCCGAUUAGCCACCUAUGGGCGUCCAGGGUGUUGUUAUUUGGAUUUCCCUAGCAAUGUCUUACAAAUGCAGACCUCACUCACUCAGAUAGUGACAGCUCAUAAGUGUCCAGAACCUCCUCUCAUCCAACCAAAUCCAUCCGCUAUCUCAACUGCAGUCGAAGCAUUGAUGCGAUCUGAAAAACCACUUGUCAUUAUUGGAAAAGGAGCCGCUUACAGUAGGAGUGAAGAGGCAGUGCGAGCGCUGGUGGAAGAGUGUCAACUGCCGUUCCUGGCAACGCCGAUGGGUAAAGGCGUCGUGGCAGACAGCUCGACGCUUUGCGUCGCGUCGGCGAGGACGCUCGCCUUGCAGCAAGCUGAUGUCAUUCUGUUGCUUGGCGCCCGGCUCAACUGGAUGCUUCACUUUGGCCGACCUCCACGCUACACUCCUCACACCUUCUUCAUUCAGGUCGAUAUUUGUGCAGAGGAGUUGAAUAACAGUGUGAAAGCGGGUGCAGCAAUUCUGGCUGAUGUUGGAAUCACGGCUGUUGAGUUGAGAAAGUGUCUACGGGCCAAGAGCUGGUCUACCAAUAAUAGCUCAAAAUACAAUUCUUGGUGGUCCAGCCUUCGUAAAAAGUGCGAGUCGAAUCAGCAAAUAAUCAAGGCAAUGUCCAUGGAUACGUCUACGCCUUUGAACUAUUAUACAGUGUUCCAUCAUGUUCAACAGUCUAUACCAAAUGAUUGCAUUAUUGUAAGUGAAGGUGCAAAUACAAUGGAUAUUGGAAGGACAAUGCUCUUUAAUAAUUUACCUCGCCAUAGGCUUGACGCAGGAACGUUUGGUACAAUGGGUGUUGGGCUUGGGUUCGCAGCAGCAGCCGCGCUCUGGUGCCAGGACAACGCACCUCACAAGAGAGUGUUGUGUGUCGAAGGUGAUUCUGCCUUUGGAUUUUCCGGAAUGGAAAUUGAAACCUUGUUCAGGUAUAAACUGCCAGUUAUAAUCCUGAUUGUGAAUAAUAAUGGAAUAUACAGUGGAUUGGAUAGUGAGACAUGGAAUAGUGUCGCAAGUAGUGGAAAUCUUCCCAGCUCGCUACCACCUACCAGCUUGUCUCCUUCUGUGCAUUACGAAAAGAUGGUUGAAAUGUUCGGUGGAAAAGGCUUCUUUGUCACUACCGUUCCUCAUUUGAUGUCUGUUAUUAAAGAAGCAUUCAAGAUUGUUGAUCAACCUACCAUCAUCAAUGUCCUAAUCAAUCCAACGGCUGACAGAAAACCGCAAUCCUUCAGUUGGUUAACUGAGUCAAAACUUUGAACCAUUCCUUUUCCCAACUUAGAAAUACUAUACAUCGUAUAUAAUAUUAUUAUAUGUAUUUAUUCAAUCAUUUUAACUGUGGUGUAAUGUUUUAAAAUGAAAUAUUAUGUAUAAUAUUUCCUAUACAUGUGAAAAUACAUAUAAAAAUAUUAUUUCCACAAAAACUUCCAUAUCCGCUUCCUUAUUUAAUAUAAAUAUUCAAAAUUCAAUCCAAAAAUUAAUUUAUUUCGCACAACAUAAUAAUAUUACAAAACAUUGUACCGGCUAAAAAUACAAAAUAAAAAAUACUAAUGAAAAUCUACUUUGAAAAACAACUUAUAUAUAAAAUGAACGCCGCUGAACAAAAUUUAUUGAUUGAUAUUAUUUAUAAUUAUUUUUAAAAACUUUAUUUUGGAGAAUCGUUUUUGCUCUACCAUUUUAUUUUUAAAUUCUUGUCUUCGUUGAAUAACGACUCAUUAUUCUUGCACACGAACUAAUCAACCAUGCAGGGUGUAUUUACUUCUAUUAUUGUUAUAUAAUUAUGUAUAAUAUAUUUCAGAUUACACUUAUAUUGAUUAUGUAAUGUACACAUUUUUGGAUAAAAUAAAUUGAAUAUUUUUCAAGUUG